CGCCCCCUCACGGCGGUAUCGUCUGGUGUCUCGCUCCGCCCCCGCAGGAUGUGUCUCCGCCUUUGCCCCGCCCCCAUCCGGUGCCCUUUGACUUAGACGCCAGCUUUCAGUCCGCGGCUUCGGGUUGAGGCGCACUCCAGUGAGUAGGCAGAGCGCUAUGUUGACCAAACCUAGUGGAAGCAAUUAGCCCCGGAGGCCGGCCCAGCCCGUCACCAGGGUUAUUCCCGCCUUCUAGGUUUGCCAGGACCGCCGGCCCUCCAGCUGCCUUCUCCCCCCGGUUUUUGGCUACUGAUGUUACAAAUAAUAAAAUAUUGGAGCAUAGAGUUGAAGAAAAGACUCAAACCAGGUUUUUUGUUAAUUAGUUAAAAAUAUGGAUCCUGAAACAAGGAGACCAGAGAUUAUCAAAGUGACACCUUUUCAACAAAUGAUUGCCUCUUGUACUGGAGCUAUAUUGACAUCACUAAUAGUGACACCCCUGGAUGUUGUUAAAAUUAGACUCCAAGCCCAAAACAACCCACUCCCCAAAGGAAAAUGUUUUGUAUAUAGUAAUGGACUCAUGGAUCAUCUAUGUGUCUGUGAAGAGGGAGGCAACAAACUAUGGUAUAAGAAGCCAGGAAAUUUCCAGGGAACAUUGGACGCCUUUUUAAAAAUCAUUCGAAAUGAGGGCAUUAAAUCUCUGUGGAGUGGCCUUCCUCCUACCCUAGUGAUGGCAGUUCCUGCCACAGUUAUUUAUUUUACCUGCUAUGAUCAAUUAACUGCUCUUCUGAGAUCUAAGUUAGGAGAAAAUAAAACCUGCAUACCGAUUGUUGCUGGAAUUGUAGCCAGAUUUGGCGCAGUAACUGUGAUAAGUCCACUAGAAUUGAUUAGAACCAAGAUGCAGUCUAAGAAAUUUUCUUAUGUGGAACUGCAUCGAUUUGUCAGCAAGAAAGUGUCUGAAGAUGGUUGGAUUUCCCUUUGGAGGGGAUGGGCUUCUACUGUUCUUAGAGAUGUACCUUUCUCAGCAAUGUACUGGUAUAACUAUGAAAUUUUAAAGAAGUGGUUAUGUGAGAAAUCUGGUUUAUAUGAGCCAACAUUUAUGAUCAGCUUUACUUCAGGGGCAUUGUCUGGUUCUUUUGCAGCUGUUGUAACUUUACCAUUUGAUGUAGUAAAAACACAAAAGCAGACACAACUUUGGACAUAUGAAAGUUGUAAAAUUUCUGUGCCUUUGCAUAUGUCAACCUGGGUUAUAAUGAAGAAUAUUGUUGCUAAGAAUGGAUUUUCUGGAUUAUUUUCAGGCCUGAUUCCUCGCUUAAUUAAAAUUGCUCCUGCUUGUGCCAUUAUGAUCAGUACAUAUGAGUUUGGAAAGGCUUUUUUCCAGAAACGAAAUGUUCGAAGACAGCAAUACUAGCGAUGCUGUUUCAACUUGAAAUAACAACUGUAGCCCAAAGAAGGUGGAGACUCUUAGGCAAGAAUGUUUUUCACUAUUAUUAUAAUGAUUUUAUGUCUGUCUUUCCUAUAAUUUAAAUAAAUAAUUUCAGCUCUACCUCUUAAUUGUAAUUUUAAAAUAAAUUUUAUCCUAUUUUUGCUGAUAUUGAAAAAGAUAUUCUAGAAGUCACAACCAUUGAGCAUUCUUGUAAAAAUAAGAAAAAUUGCUCAGCAUCAAAAACAAUCUCUGAGAGUUUAAUAUUAUGUUUCAGUGUAAUGUAAUCUUAUUGAGAGUGUGUUGAAUACACCAGAAAUGUGUGCUGAGUGAUGUAGAGUCUAGAAGAAAAAAGCCCAAGUCUUGUGCACAUUUAAAUGAUGUACAUAGGUAUUUCCGUAUUUCAGUAGAUAAAGCGUCAUUAAAUAGCAUUGUUCACAUUUACCAAAUAUUGCCUGUUUCUAUUAAUUCAAAUACAUUAGGUUUCCACCUCCCCCCGCUCCCCACCCGCCCACCAUGUUGCUGUUUUAAGGCCUCACGUGUAUUAAGAUUUCUCUGAUCAAAAUUGUGGCUGUUUUCUUAUGAACCAUAAUAUCAUUUUGUGUGAUGUACCUUCUGCCAUUUUUGAUGACUAAAUGUUUGUAUUUCUACUGUUCCUGUAAGGGAGAUUCUACUGAUAGUAGCAAAUUUUCACUUCAGUCAAACUUGGGUGCUCAGUGGAAAACCACAGAGGAUUUAGACUGGUAAAAAUUGUUUGCACACAGGAAUAGCCUCUGAUUUUUAGCCAUCUUGUAAUCCAAGUAUCAUUGUUCCUGGAAUUCUUUAGGUCAUUUUUAUUGCCUUGUUCUAACAAGUUAGAGAUUAUUGCUACAAUAAUAGUUGCAAAAUAUUUCUAAAAUGCCCUUUUAUUUUUAUACUUAGUAUGGUAGAGGCUAAACAAGAAGUUGUUUCCUUGAAGACACUGCUUUCAGUCACUGUACAUAUCUAAAUAAUUUAGCUUAUGAUUGUAUGUAGGAAUGAGUUAAAGGAUAUGAUGGCAGGAAAAGAAAUGGUAUUCAUUUUUUUAUACUUUAGUUUUGUUUUCUUAGGAUUUAUAUCCUGUUUUUUAAAAACACUUUAUUGCAGUUUUUGUUUAUUUUAGGAAUGUUUGAAGCAUUUUUUUCUCCCCUAAAAUGAAUAUAUUUAGAUGACAAGUCUUCUUUAGUGGCGGUUGAGGAAUUAAUUGAUUUUGUACUAUAGUAGGAAAGUGUUUGUAUGUUUCGCCAGAAAUGAAGUAUAUAGGGUUUGUAUGUAAUCUAAUGUUAUUAUUUUAUCCUAUGUUGAUUUACCUUAAAUUUGUAACAUAGCCCUAUAAAUAUUCAUGACUUUAUUUCAUUAAAAUGUUUUAUGUCUUCUUAAAAUCAUCACUGUGCUUCUGAAUAUUUUUAUAUAAAAUCAUUAUAUAAUGUUGUACUGUGAUAUAUAUAUAUAUAUAUGAAAGUUUAUCUUGAACAGUGCUCUUUAACAAUAUUAAAUUUAUCUUAGUUUUGCUAUGCUUAUGGAUAAUUCAUAGAAAAAAGCAGAUAAACUUAAUACUGUACUCCCAAAAGGCAGUUAUAUAUUUUAGUUUAAUAUCACCUAUGAGAAAUGUUUCCAUGUCUCCUACCCCUCACUGCACUUGAGAAAAAUUCUUAUUUGUGAAUAAAUUAAGGUAAA
Messenger RNA from Sapajus apella (tufted capuchin), 3094 nucleotides. It is a transcript of the gene SLC25A40, whose product is annotated as solute carrier family 25 member 40. Gene Ontology annotation, biological process: mitochondrial transmembrane transport. The transcript has 12 exons. The coding region runs from base 371 to 1387 and encodes 338 amino acids. NCBI's taxonomy places the organism in Eukaryota, Metazoa, Chordata, Mammalia, Primates, Cebidae. The record is from RefSeq and is a predicted model, not a curated record.